CAGACACAAGUCCAGAGGUUCAACCUUCCAAACAAAAAAGUAAGGAAAGGGAAAAACCAGAGAAGAAAAUGAGAGUGGAACAGCAAUUUGUUACCCUGGAAAAUUACAUCUCCUUACUCCAAAAUCAAGAUGAACAAGAUCAAAUCACCAUUAAACACUUGAAUCAGAGGGUUUUAGUGGAUGCUGUAAACAGCAUAGAAGUGCUAUUGAAUCCAUUUCGUUCAACAAUCAGUGAAAAGAUAUCACCAGCUUCACUUUCAAAAGAAGAAAUUGUGAAUGAUCUCUCAAUUUUAGAUUGGAAAGAUUGUGCAGUACAACGUAUUGAAAGCGUAGUAGUAAAUACUACUUUACCUUCGGAGUGUUUGACUAAAUCCCCCAUUAAAAAUCAUGGUAUGGAUAAGAGUUUUACACCAGAGGAAAAGAAAAAGAGAAGUUAUACAAAGAAGAAGGAUAAGAUUCAUAAGAAGAAAAAGGGUUUGAUGGAAUCAGAGUUUCCAGCUGCAGCAACAGAGAAAGAACAGAAGAGAAGAUAUAGAAAGAAGGAGAAGGGUUCGUUGGAGUCAGGGUUUACAGCGGUUCUAAGAAGACUAGGUACAACUCUAAUGAACCACCUAUUGAUUUCAGUUUUAUUCCGCUUCUUGAAUUUGUUGUGGCUGAUGAAGACGACCAAGAUGAUGACACCGAAUAUCAACCAAUAUCUGACUCCAUGUUUCUAUGAUUUGAUAUUAGCCGUUGAGUAGUGUUAUUGAUUUUUUGAUACGACCAUGGCCGUUGAAAAGAUAGAGAUUAUAAUAUGUUAGCACUGGGGUUGUUAUAGAUGCUUCUUUUUGUAAUUUGGAAAUAUAGAUGAUUAUUGUUAUGUUGAUUUGAUCCUGGCCGAUAAAGAGUUUAUGGUUUAGUUAAGUGUUAGCAUGGAGUACUUGAUUAAUAGUGCUGGACUACGUAUGUAAGUUGGAAAAAAGUAGUUGAUUUUGAAAGAUAGA
Messenger RNA from Papaver somniferum (opium poppy), 983 nucleotides. RefSeq lists its product as uncharacterized. The transcript is spliced from 2 exons. NCBI's taxonomy places the organism in Eukaryota, Viridiplantae, Streptophyta, Magnoliopsida, Ranunculales, Papaveraceae. The record is from RefSeq and is a predicted model, not a curated record. The coding region runs from base 69 to 740 and encodes 223 amino acids.